UACCAAACACCUAAAACCCUCACAGCUUUUUUUCAUGGGUGUUUUUUUUUUAAGCACCUCACUCCCAAACCACCCCUAAGUUUGAUUCGUCCAUCAUUCCAUUGUGUCAAAUGCUUACUCUGGCAGUGCUUGCCAAAAUCUAUAUUAUCAAAUUAAAACCUACUUAAUUAAAAGAAAGAUAAAAAAAAGGUCGUACCCAGUGCACAAGGCUCCCGCUUUACGCAGGGUCUGGGAGAGGUGAAUGUCGGCUAGCCUUACCCCCAUUUAUGAGGAAGGGAUGCGUUUCAUUGCCACUGGGUUCUAAACAAAUAACAGAAAUGGAGAAACAGAAACGCAAAAGUGCAGUUUCAGCUUUCCUUAUUAAUUGAUUGACUUGGUUUAAAACGUUUCCUUCAGUCCUCUCUCUCUCUCUCUCUCUCUCUCUCUCUCUCUCUCUCUCUCUUACACAGAUUGCACGAGGAAAUGAGAGGAAAAGUAACCAUGGCCAAGAAGAGAGCUUCUUCAGCAUCCAUGAGCCGGCUUUUGAGCUUCGUUUCAAGGCUAUUCAUCGUUCUCAGCAUCUUGCUAUGUCUAUUGGCUUUCCUUAGACUAAUCCAUUCUCAGUCCAAGGACCAACCACCAGUCUUUGCAUCCCCAACAAGGUUUCCCGCUGUUAUUCAUGAUAAUCAGUUUGAAGGCCCUCCAAAAGUUGCUUUCCUCUUCCUUGCCCGCCGGGAUCUUCCUCUUGAUUUUCUUUGGAACACCUUCUUCAAGAAUGGUGAUGCGGCAAAUUUCUCGAUUUAUAUCCAUUCGGAGCCUGGUUUUGUGUUUGAUGAACCAACCACAAGGUCUGCUUUCUUUCAUGAUCGACAGUUGAACAACAGCAUUCAGGUAGGGUGGGGGGAAUCGAGCAUGAUAGAAGCAGAGCGCAUACUACUCCAAGAAGCUCUGCGCGAUCCAGCCAAUCAAAGAUUUGUCCUCCUUUCAGACAGCUGUGUACCUCUAUACAACUUCAGUUACAUUUACAACUACACAAUCUCUUCUCCGAAAAGCUUUGUAGACAGCUUUGUCGAUGGUCAUGCAUUUCGUUAUGAUCCGAAGAUGGCACCUACCAUACCUAAGGAAAAAUGGCGUAAAGGAUCCCAGUGGAUAGCUUUGGUGAGAAGACAUGCAGAAAUCAUCGUCAAUGACAAGACCGUCUUUCCUGUCUUCAGGAAACUCUGUAAGCGAUGGCCGCCUGGAGAUUUAAAAUGGAGGAGGAAACUUCUUGCAUUCAAUUUCGAUAUCAAGUAUAUAUUGCAGACAUUUGAGCAAAAACGCAAUUGUAUCCCCGAUGAACAUUAUGUCCAGACACUACUUGCAAUAAGUGGACUCGAGGACGAACUUGAACGAAGAGCACUGACCUACACAUCAUGGAAUCAGUCAGCGGUAGGAAGUAAAAAGAGAUCUUGGCACCCUAUAAAGUUUGAUUUUGCAGAUGCAGGGCCUCAAAAGAUCAGGGAAAUUAAGGAUAUCGAUCAUGUAUACGACGAGUCCGAGGGCCAAACAGAGUUCUGCCGCGCAAAUUCCAAAGUCGCUCCUUGCUACUUGUUUGCAAGAAAAUUCACUCUUGGAGCUGCUGUGCGGAUUAUGAGAGAAGGUGUGGUUGGUCCUUAUGAUGUUCCUUCAAAACCAAAUAUAUAUUAGGCCUCUGGAAAGGAAAGAGAGAUGGAAACGAACAACGCUUGCAGCAUAAGCAGUUGCCAAUAUGACUGUGGUUGUACAAGGCAAAACAGAAACAGCAGGCAACCAAACCGAAAAAUUGGAAACUUUUUUCUAUUAGUGUUAUAAAUAGGAAAAGUUAGAGAGAUAACCUCCACUUCCGUGACAAAACAAAAGUGAUUGCUCUUUUUGAAAACUUCACAUAAUAACAAACUACUGUGGCCUUUUUGAAAACUUCACAUAAUAACAAAUACAUUACUAUUGGCAUUCAUUCUCACAAUUUUGCAACACUAAGUGAUAUAUUUUGUUAUUAAGCUCCAGUUGUUAACUUUAAGUUUUGGUUAACACUAUUAGUACAAUAGAAUCCCAAAUUUAGGGUUCCCAUUGGA
This is a messenger RNA of Malus domestica (apple), 2069 nucleotides long. RefSeq names its product glycosyltransferase BC10-like. Gene Ontology annotation, molecular function: glycosyltransferase activity. Gene Ontology annotation, cellular component: membrane. The record is from RefSeq and is a predicted model, not a curated record. Lineage: Eukaryota; Viridiplantae; Streptophyta; Magnoliopsida; Rosales; Rosaceae.